Eublepharis macularius is the source of this 2959-nucleotide messenger RNA. RefSeq names its product C2 calcium dependent domain containing 4D (gene C2CD4D). The coding region runs from base 467 to 1546 and encodes 359 amino acids. The transcript has 3 exons. NCBI's taxonomy places the organism in Eukaryota, Metazoa, Chordata, Lepidosauria, Squamata, Eublepharidae. The record is from RefSeq and is a predicted model, not a curated record.
UCCCUGAUAUCUGUGGAACCUUGAAAGAAUGAAGAGACCUGGAGAGGGUAGGUGCGUUGGGUUGGUUGGCUCUGUUAUGGUUGUCCAAAGAGGAGCUUAACAUCAGAGGGGGGAAAGCUUGUCUGGAAGAGAAAUGGAAGGACUUCCAUGCUGCCUACGGGCUGAGGCAUCUUUGGGGCAUGUUCAGAGGGGCGCGUCUAGCGGAGCCAUGCGCACACCAAGCCGUAGUGAAACAUCAGUGCCGAAAUCUGGAGUUGGAGACCUGUGUAAGCUUGCUUUUCUCCCGGAUCGCGACCCAAAGCAGCUGAUCACAUCAUUCUCCCCUCCUCCACCUUAUCCCUACAAAAACAACCUUGUGAGGGGGAUCCAAAGGAAUUUAGCAUGGUGUCUCCCUCCUCUUUUUCCAGGAUGGCCAUCUUUGGGCACGCGUUGAAGUUUUCCUCGUAGGGUCUCAGUCCGGCCCGGGAUGUUCUCCAGAAGGAAGCCUGCCAGCUCCCUGCCUGCCUGCCCCAAUGUACUCACACCAGACAAGAUUCCCACAUUUUUCAUCCCACCCAACUUGGCCACCCUUCAGGGCCGGCGCUCACAAAGGAACGAGAGCCAAGGAACUGGUGAGGCUCGGAUCUGUUCUCCUGAGGGGCACAUCAUCCAGGUAGAAAGCUUUGACCAGGAUGAAGGCCGGACCGCCGGGCACCUCUAUAGCACAAUAUCCAUGCCUCAUCUCUCUAGCCCAGAAGGCUGGGACUUGUUGCCCGAGAGCCCCCAUACACGCCGGCGAGAGUCCCUCUUCCAUGAGGAAAGCCUUCCCCGACAUUCUGGUGCCAGGUUCACCUCUCUAUCAAGGCCUCUCUCCUACCCCGGUGCAGCCCUUGACAGCGACACAGCCUCCUCCACCGAAACGUCCCCAUAUGGCUCCCCCUUGCUAUUGCGCUCUCUAGGGGGGACUCUGACACGCCCAGCGUACGGUCAACGACGGAGAUUCACGUUCUGCCCCACCAAAAUCAAGGCAGGGCCUCGGCCUAACUCCUUGUCCACCGAGGAGACCAGCUCUACAGACACCAGCCCCCGCAUCCCACGUCGGGAAACAGAGACCACCUGGCGGUCCACUGCCACUCUGUCCCCCCUGCCCAUUUUCCCGUUGGGCUUCAUCUGUUGCCCCGAGCGGCUCACCAAGGAGGUGAUGCUGACCGUGAGCAAAGGUGGUCAACUGAGGCUCUUGACGGAAUACCUGCAGCCACAGAGGCGCCUCCGUGUCCGCCUCAUCACCGCGGAAGCGUUCUACCAGCCCCACUGCGAUCCACGGCACGUCAGCUGUUGUGUCUCUCUGCGCCUGAGACCGGGGUCGAUGCAGCGGCAGCGCAGCGCGGUCAUCAAGAGAAGCCGCAAUCCGAUCUUCAACGAGGAUUUCUUCUUUGAGGGGGUCUUACCCGAUGAGCUGCCCAGGCGCAGCCUGAGGUUCAAGGUAGUCAACAAGGGCUCCGGAGUGCGGCGGGAUGUACUCCUGGGCCAAUGUGACAUCCCCCUCGACUCUCUUGUACCCCCGUAGGAAAUCCUGGAGAUACGGUAGAUAACUAUCAGGAAAUUGCAAUGCUGUUACGGGGGAAGCCAGGCCUGGAAGAAGAAUUCCUGCUCCUGUGCUGACUGGUAUUUUCCUACUAAAGGCUUGCAGGCCGAAGCCUGGUUGUGCUGUUUGUGAGAUUAUUCGACCCCCCUUCCCAUCUCUGUAGUGCAAAGGUCCCUGACCUAUCUGAGCCUGCAGAUACCUCUGGCAUUCAGAGACGGGGCUGCUCAGCAACACUCCAAAAUGGAUGUCACGGGGGGCAGGGGCCACACGCAAGCCCUCUCUCUUCACUUUGCAAAACAGCCACAGAAGUGGAAGGAAAAGGAAGGAAAUCCUGAAGGGGUGAGGAAAGGAGAAAGAGAAGGGAGAAUAAAAAGAAGGAAAGCCUGAGGGGGGACUGGAACCACACACUAAGGAACGGCCAGGGCCUCCUGAGCCGCCAGCAGCUGCGGCUCCAAUCGCAGCCAUAGCAAAGCCUUUCAUUUCAAUGCGGCCAGCCAAUAUCAAGCCCUGCCUUACAACAGCUCCGGCCGCUUUCUGUAAAGCUCAGGAGGCAGGAGGGGAAGCGGCGGUGAUAGACUCACAAACCAUCAGGCGGGACCUGGAAUUCUCUUGGAAUUACAGCCGCUUUCCAAACUACAAAGAUCAAUUCCCCUGGUGAAAAUGGCAGCUUCAGCGGGGCAGACUCUAUAGUAUACCAUAGAUUCUAGGUGAAAUCGGACUGCUGAGUGGAAUCGGCUGCCUGGGGGUGGGGUGGGGGUUCCCCCUCAUUGGCAGUCUUCAAGGAGCAGCUGGAUGAAUGAUUGUUGGGGAUGCUUUAGGCUGUUCCUGCAUUGGGCAGGGGGUUGGACUAGAUGGUCUGCAAGACCCCCUCCAACUCUACAAUUCUGUGAGUCUAUGAAAUCCCUCCCCAUACUUUCCCCUCCACAGGCUCUUCCCCCAAAUCUCCAGGAAUUUCCCAAGCUGGAGAGGGCAACCCUGACUAAUAGUGGGUCAAGCCCACAGUGUACCACCUCUCCUCCCCUGCUUCUUGGGGCUGACUGAUGCUUCCCUGCACAAGACACUUCCUCACUGCACUGGUGUUGGGUUACAGCCAAGGCUCCUGGCCUUCCUAGCAAACAGAAUUCUGUCAAAGGAAGCCACUCUUGACUGAGAGCCAAGCUACAAGUGAUGCCUGACACGAGUUGGACACUUGUCAGCUUCCCUCAAGUUUUGAUGGGAAAUGUAGGCGUCCUGGUCUUGCAGCUUGGCUCUCCAUUUAAUUGAAGUUUACAUAAACCCCCUACACACACCCAGCAGAGGGGAAGGGGGGUGUCCGGCGAGAGCCCAAUGCCUGCACUCCCCUCCCGACCGCGCGUUCUCCCUCCCAUAGAUUGCCGCUCUGUAAACUUCAAUUAA